AUGGACUCCUGGCUUGUCCUGUCCGGUUUGACCCUCGUCGAGGCCUAUCUGCUGCAUCGCUCCCUUUUCCCAGACCUCACCCUUCGCUAUGUCGGACUCGCCACUUUCGGUGUCAAUCUGACUCUGCUGUGCAUCUGGAAAAUCCUGAUUUAUCCUUUUUUUGUGUCACCGCUGCGUCAUCUGCCUACUCUUCGUGGCAAUCUCAAUCAUGCUCGCAUCAUCUUUGACGACCCCCGCGGUCGUCUUCCCCUGCAAUGGAUGAAGACCAUCCCCAAUGACGGUCUCAUCCAUUUCCGUGAUGUCCUCAACCGCAGUUACCUGCUGGCCACCAACCAUCAGGCCCUGCUGGAUAUCAUGAGCACCCGCACUUACGACUUCGAGAAACCCUGGCGGGCGCGCGAUUUCCUGGCCCGCAUCAUCGGUUUCGGUCUCAUCCUGUCCGAGGGCACCGAACAUCGCAAACAGCGCCGUGCCCUGACCCCUUCCUUCAACGUGCGCAACAUCCGCGCCAUGUAUCACCUCAUGUGGGAGAAGACGGGGCUACUGAUGGAUGAGCUCGAGAAGGAGAUCCGUCAGUAUCCCAUGGAGGGCACCGGUGUCGAUAGCGGCGAGGGCAAGGUCGAGAUGACCGUGUGGGCGAGUCGCCUCACCCUGGAUAUUAUCGGCCCCGCCGCCAUGGGCCGUGACUUUCGCUCGCUGCAGAACCCCGAGAACAAAGUGGCCGACAGCUUCCUGGCCAUCCUCGAGCCCACCAGAGAGAAGAUGGCCUUCCUGGCCGUCAACUUCGCCCUCCCCCAGUGGCUCGUCCGUCACAUCCCCUGGCGUCUGAACCGCGUCGUGGACACCGAGAUCGGCUUCCUGCGCCAGCUCUGCCACGACAUUGUCAAGGAGAAACGCGCCGCCAUCGCCGACUCCAAGGCGCAGGAACUCGAGGCCGACAUCCUGGCCUCCAUCAUGCUGAGCGGCGACUUCUCCGACGAGGAGCUGGUCGACCAGAUGCUGACGUUCCUGGCUGCCGGCCACGAGACCACCGCCAGCGCCUUCACCUGGACCUGCUAUCUGCUCACAAAGCAUCCCGAAGUGCAGGACCGUCUGCGCGCCGAGAUCCGCCAGCGCAUCCCCUCGGGGAACGCCCCCAUCACCUGGUCUGACCUCGAGUCACUGCCCCUGCUCAACGGCGUCUGUCAAGAAGUCCUGCGUCUGUAUCCUACCGUGCCCGUCACCCUGCGCGAAGCCAUGCGGGACAGCGUCGUGGCUGGCGCCGCCAUCCCCAAGGGCACUCGCAUCGUCCUAUGUCCCUACGCCAUCAACCGUAGCCCGGAGUUCUGGGGCGCCGACGGCGACCAGUUCCGUCCCGAACGCUGGAUCGACCGGGACAAGACCGGGAACCCCGUCGUGAACCAUACCGGCGGCGCGUCCACCAAUUUCGCCCAGAUCACGUUCCUGCAUGGCCAACGUUCUUGUAUUGGCAAGGACUUUGCCCGCGCCGAGCUGCGCUGUGCCGUUGCCGGCGUGGUCGGUCGCUUCCGUCUAGCCAUGCAGGAUCCGAAACAGGUGAUCCAUAUCGCUGGGGCUGUGACUACUAAGCCGGUCGAGGGGAUGCAUCUGAGGAUGUCGCGAGUGGAUGAGUGGUAG
Aspergillus tanneri is the source of this 1635-nucleotide messenger RNA. RefSeq names its product cytochrome P450. Gene Ontology annotation, molecular function: iron ion binding; heme binding; monooxygenase activity. NCBI's taxonomy places the organism in Eukaryota, Fungi, Ascomycota, Eurotiomycetes, Eurotiales, Aspergillaceae. The coding region runs from base 1 to 1635 and encodes 544 amino acids. The transcript is spliced from 3 exons. The record is from RefSeq and is a predicted model, not a curated record.